This is a messenger RNA of Micropterus dolomieu (smallmouth bass), 1827 nucleotides long. Its product is annotated as NLR family CARD domain-containing protein 3-like. The transcript has 7 exons. The annotation marks the transcript as partial. The record is from RefSeq and is a predicted model, not a curated record. Lineage: Eukaryota; Metazoa; Chordata; Actinopteri; Centrarchiformes; Centrarchidae.
AUGGCGGCCCCGCCGGAACAUCUGGAGAAGGUGCACAACCGAGUACCCCGGGAGAUACUGUACGAGGUGUUGCGGAAGAUAUCGAGGCACAGUCGUGGUGGGGAGGGUUUUCGGUUCGGUGGGCUUGAGAUCUCGUCACUGCUUUUUGCGGAUGAUGUGGUCAUGAUGGCAUCAUCGGCCCAGCACCAUCAGCUCUCACUGGAUCGACACUGGUUCUGCAGACGGUGCAUCACCUCAUACUGGGACCAGUCUGCUUCAUCAGGACACUCCUCCUGUCCCCAAUGUGGAGAAAGAUCCACCAGAGCUGGACUGCAGACAGCCAGUCAGAACAGCUCUGUACAAAUGGAUGGCAGUCUGCAGGAGGUUUUAGAUGAACAUAAGAUCAGUCUGAGGAGGAGAUGUGAACGUGUGACUGAAGGAAGUGAUGAAACAGGAAGUGGAACCCUCCUCAACAGGAUCUACACUGAGCUCUACAUCACAGAGGGACAGAGUGAAGAGGUUAAUACCCAGCAUGAGGUGAGGCAGCUUGAGACAGCUUCCAAGAAGAAGACCCUCCAUGACACUCCAAUCAGGUGCCAGGACAUCUUUAAAGCCUUACCUGGCCAACAGAGAGCCAUCAGAGUGGUUCUGACCAACGGCGUCGCUGGCGUUGGAAAAACCUUCUCGGUGCAGAAGUUCACUCUGGACUGGGCAGAGGGCUCGGAAAACCAAGAUGUCGGUCUGCUCGUUCUGCUCUCGUUCAGGGAGCUGAACUUGAUCAAAGAUGAGCGGCACCUCUUCUGCUGGAUCACUGCUACAGUUCUGGAGCACAUGUUGACUACAGAGCAGAGAGGAGAGCUGCCCAAGACCCUGACUGACCUGUACUCACACUUCCUGCUGGUUCAGAUAAAGAGGAAGAAGCAGAAGUACGAUGAGGGACAUGAGACGAGUCCACAGGAGCUGACGGAGGCUGACAGGGAGGUUCUUCUGAAGCUGGGGAGGCUGGCGUUUGAACAGCUGGAGAAAGGAAACAUCAUGUUCUACCAAGAAGACCUGGAGCAGUGUGGUCUUGAUGUCACAGAGGCCUCGGUGUACUCAGGAGUUUGUACAGAGAUCUUCAAAAGAGAGAGUGUGAUCUUCCAGAAAACAGUCUACUGCUUUGUUCAUCUGAGCGUUCAGGAGUUUCUGGCUGCAGUCUACAAGUUCCACUGUUACACCAGCAGGAACACAGAGGGACUGGAGGACUUCCUGAGGAGUUCCAUGGAGAAAUCUCUCCAAAGUGAAAAUGGCCACCUGGACCUGUUUGUUCGCUUCCUUCAUGGCCUCUCUCUGGAGUCCAACCAGAGACUCUUAGGAGGCCUGCUGGGUCAGACAGACAACGGUCUAGAAAUCUUCCAGAGAGCCAUCAACAACCUGAAGGUGAUGAACAUAAACUGGAUCUCUCCUGACAGAAGCAUCAACAUCUUCCACUGUCUGACGGAGAUGAACGACCACUCAGUACAUCAGGAGAUCCAAGAGUUCCUGAAGUCACAGAACAAUUUAGAGAAAGACCUCUCUGAGAUCCACUGCUCAGCUCUGGCCUACAUGCUGCAGAUGUCAGAGGAGGUUCUGGAUGAGUUGGACUUGAAGAAGUACAACACAUCAUUGGAGGGACGACAGAGACUGAUUCCAGCUGUGAGGAACAGCAGAAAGGCUCAACUUGGUGACUGUGGACUCUCAGAGACUCACUGUGAAGUUGUAGCCUCAGCUCUGAAGUCCAACCCCUCCCAUCUGAGAGAGCUGGACCUGAGUGGAAACUACAACCUGGAGGAUUCAGGAGUGAAGCUGCUGUCUUCUGGACUGGAGAGU